Prunus armeniaca (apricot) is the source of this 177-nucleotide messenger RNA. Lineage: Eukaryota; Viridiplantae; Streptophyta; Magnoliopsida; Rosales; Rosaceae. The record is from the annotation of a GenBank genome assembly.
AUGUCUGUGGCUUUCAACCAAGGUUUUGAGAAAUUCCGACGGUUCGCUGUAGAUGUCCACAAAGAUAUUGACUGGGAUGCCAUAACCCCGUCUGUUGCACAGGAAAUCAUCUCCAGCGAUGCACACCCAGCAGAGCAAGGCCACCAACCAGCAAAAGGCAGCGAUAAUGACUGGUGA